AUGAAAACGCUAGAAAUUUUUGAAGCAUAUUUACGAUUUGGGAAGUACGUAGGUCUUGUUCGACCAAACGUUGAUGUCCAUGGAAGAUACAAGGGUCUGAAACAGGUCAUGCUAUGGAUACAGUUUACAGUAGUGCUGAUUAUUCUAUGGUCUGGAGUGAUAAAAUUAAUCAUGAGUUUAACGAUAGAAGAUGACAUAGAAAAUAGAGGCCUGACAUUUCUGUGUGCUAUAGCUUUUUUUACUGGAACGGCUUUUAUAUCAACAACAACGUAUAUAGCAAUUUACAGAGAGUUUGACAAGUUCUGCUCACUUCUGGAUAAUCAUAGAAAAUGUUUUGGAGAUCAUGAUGGUUAUUCGUGGAUACAUAAAUCAAGAAACGCGCGACUGACUCUGUGGGUAUCCAUACCACUUAUGGCCAUACUCUGUGGUAUAUUUAUCUUGUUUACGUAUUAUAAUAACGGAGACUUGGCUAACUUAUUUUGGCCCUUUAAUUUCAACACAGUCCUGGAUUCUGUUAUAACCAUGGUGUACUAUAUAACAUUCCUCUUUUUCAACGUGUGGCAUCAAUUGCUGACAGGGUUUUUCUUCAUUUCUUCCUCAUUGUUAUUUAUUAAGGAAUUCAAGUUAAUCAACAACAAAUUGAAAACAGUAAUAUCAGAGUCAACAAAAUCUAUGUCACCACACGUGGAGGUUAUUCGGCAAGAACAUGCCAGUCUUGUGGGCUGCUUUGAAAGCAAUAAGAGCCUAUUUAAACAUUAUAUAUUUGCUAUUUACGCUGUAACUGUGCCAGCUAUUGGUUUCUUCUUGUAUGGUGCUAUCCGUGGUAAAAUGCAUCUGGCUGAGAUUGUAGCUUUGUUUUGUAUGGCACUGAUGAAUUCAUUGGCAAAUUUGUCUUACACGCUUAUAGGCGCGACUCUUCAUGCAAAAGCUCAUGAACCAUAUGAAAUAUUAAACAGAGUGGAUAUCCUAGAAGUCUCUGAUAAAACAGCAGAAUCGGUGUCCUUAUUUAUGAAAAGAUUAACAGGCCCACCAAUAAGUUAUUCUAUAUAUGGUAUGAUGACUCUCGAUUCUAGUGCUAUCUUACAGACGGUAUGUUUAACAAUAGAUUAUACUAUAUUUGGUAUGAUGACUCUCGAUUCUAGUGGUAUCUUACAGGUAUGUUUAACAGUAGAUUAUACUAUAUAUGGUAUGAUACUAGAUUUUAGUGCUAUACUACAGGUAUGUUUAACAGUAGAUUAUACUAUAUAUGGUAUGAUACUAGAUUCUAGUGCUAUCCUACAGCUAUGUUUAACAAUAGAUUAUACUACAUGUAUAUAUGAUGUGAUGAUACUAGAUUCUAGUACUAAACUACCGGUAUGUUUAACAAUAGAUUAUACUAUAUAUGGUAUGAUACUAGAUUUUAGUGCUAUACUACAGGUAUGUUUAACAAUAGAUUAUACUAUAUAUGGUAUGAUACUAGAUUCUAGUGCUAUUCUACAGCUAUGUUUAACAGUAGAUUAUACUACAUGUAUAUAUGAUGUGAUGAUACUAGAUUCUAGUACUAUCCUACCGGUAUGUUUAACAAUAGAUUAUACUACAUAUGGUAUGAUACUAGAUACUAGUGUUAUUCUACCGGUAUGUUUAACAAUAGAUUAUACUAUAUAUGAUAUGAUACUAGAUUCUAGUGCUAUUCUACAGGUAUGUUUAACAGUAGAUUAUACUAUAUAUAGUAUGGUGAUACUAGAUUCUAGUGCUAUUCUACCGGUAUGUUUAACAGUAGAUUAUACUAUAUAUGAUAUGAUACUAGAUUCUAGUGCUAUACUACAGUUAUUUGGUACAUUGGUAACAUAUGCUAUAGUAAUGUUACAGUUUGCAGGAUCACCCUCCUCUACUAUUGUCCAAUGUUACAAUACAACUUACUAA
Messenger RNA from Lottia gigantea (owl limpet), 1902 nucleotides. RefSeq lists its product as hypothetical. Bases 1 to 1902 code for a protein of 633 amino acids. Gene Ontology annotation, biological process: sensory perception of taste. Gene Ontology annotation, cellular component: membrane. Lineage: Eukaryota; Metazoa; Mollusca; Gastropoda; Lottiidae. The transcript has 8 exons. The record is from RefSeq and is a predicted model, not a curated record.